Molecule: messenger RNA, 534 nt
Organism: Hippocampus comes (tiger tail seahorse)
Lineage: Eukaryota; Metazoa; Chordata; Actinopteri; Syngnathiformes; Syngnathidae
Product: endoplasmic reticulum aminopeptidase 1-like
Exons: 1
Coding region: 35-517 (160 amino acids)
Biological process (GO): peptide catabolic process; proteolysis
Cellular component (GO): cytoplasm; membrane
Molecular function (GO): zinc ion binding; peptide binding; metalloaminopeptidase activity
Source: RefSeq, a predicted model, not a curated record
UUCCAACAGGUGGGUUCAUGUUUCAACAGCCACCAUGUUAGUGGCUCCUCUCUGCUUGGUGGUCUUUCUUUACCUCGGCCAGGCGUUGGGGGCACAGCUUCCACAUUUAAACUGGCGUGACAUCAACGGUGCUCAGCCGUUCCCCUGGCUUCAUAUGAGACUCCCCCAAACGGUCGUACCCGUGCACUACGACCUGACAAUUCACCCCAACCUGACCACUCUGAGCUUCACCGGAGUCGUUCGCAUCCAGCUGGAUGUACUCGAAGAGACCAAAGCCAUCAUUUUACACGCAAAGCAGUUGAAGACCUUCAACGUGAAGCUCAAGACGUCCGAGGGGUUGAGGUCUCUUGAGGUUAUCGAGAAUUCUGUUUACCAGCAGCUUGCCCUGCUCUCACAUGAGGUGAUCCCCAAAGGGCGGGACUACGAGGUUCAUAUGGAGUUUGCCGCAAACCUCUCGGACAGCUUCCACGGUUUUUAUAAGAGCAGCUACCGCACCAGCAGCGGGGAGCUCCGGUAAGCCUUAGUAUAUGGUUU